Molecule: messenger RNA, 2729 nt
Organism: Acanthopagrus latus (yellowfin seabream)
Lineage: Eukaryota; Metazoa; Chordata; Actinopteri; Spariformes; Sparidae
Product: proto-oncogene c-Fos-like
Exons: 4
Coding region: 178-1341 (387 amino acids)
Biological process (GO): regulation of transcription by RNA polymerase II
Cellular component (GO): nucleus
Molecular function (GO): RNA polymerase II cis-regulatory region sequence-specific DNA binding; DNA-binding transcription factor activity, RNA polymerase II-specific
Source: RefSeq, a predicted model, not a curated record
GCUCACUAUAAAAGGCGGGCCUCUCCACUAUCUGCACAGUUACCAUUUAUGAACCCGGCAAAUGGAAUAUAGAAAGACGUUAAGGCGUCAGUUUUCUACAUAGACUUAGAUAGACUCUUCUAUCUUUUUUUAAAUUUUGUUAUUUUUUUUUGUAUGCAGUAAUUGUUAGACGAGAACAUGCAUCCAGACUCCAGCUCUGAGUUCGACUCAUCGUCCAGCUGUAGCACAGCAUCGCCUGGCGGGGACACCCCUGGGUGCAGCCAGCAUCCUCCUGACUCGCUUUCAUCAUCAGUGGACGGCGCCAAGCAGGAUAUUGAGACCAGUGUAGCAGACUCCUUUGUUCCGACUGUGACUGCAAUCUCAACCUCGCCGGGUCUGAGGUGGAUGGUGCAGCCGGUGCAGACAGUCAUCACAUCUGGCUCACCGUCGUCCGGACGCGCCAAGAGCAAAACUCACGGCGGGAGCCAGUCGUCUUCCCCGGCAGCCGCGAGCAAGGCGAAGCCCUCCAACAGGAAGGGGCUGAAAGACAAGCCCUCCAAAGAGGAAGAAGAGAGGAGGAGGAUCAGGAGGGAGAGGAACAAGAUUGCUGCAGCCAAGUGUCGUAACAGACGGAGGGAGCUGAUAGACACACUGCAAGCUGAAACCGACCAGCUCGAAGACGAGAAGUCUGCCCUCCAGACAGAGAUAAAGGACCUGCUGAAAGAGAAGGAGAGACUGGAACAGGUCUUAGCCUCCCACAAACCAUCCUGCAAGCUCGACGGCCACGAUGAGAAAGAGGAGGAGGAGGAGGAGGAGGAUAAUGGUGAUGAUGUUAACACAAUGCUGCAGGAUCCUCCGGCCUCCCCAGAGCUGCUGUCCAUCUUGGAGAAUGGAAAGACCCCAGAGAGCGCCACAGAAGCUCCUAUAUGUCAAGAGAUGGACAGUGAACCCUGCAUCCCUGCUGCAGCCAUCUUGGGGAACUCCAACAUCCUCCUGUGUUCGAGCGCAGAGGAGGAGGCUCUGGAGGACUUAAAAGGAGAUGACCUGGACGACUUGGUGCCCAGCCUUGAGAUGACAGUGUCUCCUGAGAUGGCCGCGUCGGUCCCAGACAUAGACCUGAGCGGCCCCUUCUGCCUCUCAGACUGGGAGACCCUGUACAAGUCUGUGGCGAACGACCUUGAAUCUCUGAGCACACCAGUCAUGUCUUCCAGCCCCACUUGUAGCAACUACCGCACAGUGUUCUCCUUUAAUUACUCUGAGAUUGAUUCCUUGGCUGAGGGCUUGGAGAGCCUCAAAGGCAGCCUUGGUGCAUCUGAGCUAAUGAAAGAUAGUCUUAACUCUCCGACACUUCUGGCUUUGUGAAUGCAAAGAAGAUUAUGCAAUGCAAUGAUACUGUAAUUGUAUUCCAACCAGCCAGCAAGCAAGCUAUGAUCCCUCUCUCAAAUAAUCUUUUGUAGUGUGAGUUUUGAUGUUGUGUAAACCCUAAACAUCAAAGGUUGUGUUGACGACAUGUUCUUGUGGCUGUGCAAGGGUUGACUUCUUCCAUACAGCUGGUGCAAUCCUGCGAGAUAAGACUUUGUGCUGGUAACAAAAAUGCAUGCAAAUACGAGUCAUCCGUAAUCAAAGAAGAGGUGGUAUCUUGUGUUUCUUAAAAAAAAAAAUCCCUAAAUGUGAUGUGAAGUUAGAUCAUGCUCAGUAGCCUAAUGUGUGUGUAAUACUGUUGACAAAGUUGUGUUGUAACAAGUGAAACUAACAGGGUUACUAACGUGUAGUGUGUAGGUGUAACAUCUUGCUGUAAGGUGUCCCCUAACUUGACAUUUUGCUCUCGAGUGUUUCCAUGAAAAUAAAAGAUCACGUCAUGUAUUUUAUCAAGAUGUAUUUUAUGACAUAGUUUAUUUUUUUACUUUCGAAAAACGAUCAGAUGCAAAAAGUUGUAUAACGCUGGAAAUAAAAUAAGACAAGCGCAAAAGAUUUCUUGCCUUUGUCGUCAUUCAUUCGGGGAUAUUAAUUUGUAGCAUUCACACCAGAGGGUUCAUUGCUCCGCAGAUUACAAUUAGCUAUGGAUCGGCCAAUGUUAUUAGCCGAUAUUGGCGUAUUACAAAUAUAUUGGCAUGCUGUCUUUGUCUUUUACAUAGAAUGUAAUGUACAAAAAGGUGCACAUGAAGUUUCAGACUGAUGUCAUUAUGGACAUUAACAGUAUAUAAAAUUAUAAAAUAUCCUGCCAGCAUUAUAUGUUCAUAUAUUUGUCGCAAGUGUUUGAUAACAACAUUUUUAGGGAUCAUUGCAAAAUAUGUGAGAUGAUGUAUAUAAUGUGGUUGUGCAUAAGAAUAUUGGCCGAUAUAGCAAAUAUCUAUAUUUACCAACUCCACCCAUGUUGUGUGGACUGCAGAUGUUCAAAUGACAUUUUUCUUCAAUCAAAGGUCUAUACAGCUUCUCAACUGCUCUUUGUCUGCUGAGGAAGAUCAUGUAAUAUGUUUGAAAGCUCCAAAACAGUUACUUAAUGGACCUUGUAGUCAGAGAUUUCCUCAACUGUGUUUUUUCAAGGUGGGAACCUCAACUUUUAAGCCAACAUGCAACAGAGGACGUAAAGUGUCCACGAAGAAAAAGAAACUUGAUAAUCUACAUUUUCGAGCAUCUUUUAAAGAGGAUCAUGAGAUUUGAUCAAAAGCUCCUGCAUAGCAACAUAAUGGAUGUCGUGAUGAGAUGUUAAAUUUUUCCUGACCAUUUCUCAUCUUCUCUGAGUCUCUUCA